UGCGCACCGCAGGCUGUCUCCAUAUAAAACCCGCGCGCCACUUAACGGAGCGCUUCAGACGCGACCCGGUUGCUGCGCGCGGCGUCGCCAAAGCUUCAGAGGAAGAGAACAGCGGAGGAUCCGCCCACCCGCGCGCGCCCGCUCUCCAUCCCGGACCAUGCUCCUCAUCCUGUUCCUGAUCGGUGUGUUCAGCGUGCUGGGACCGGAGGGUCAGAGCCCGAGCGCCACGCUGCGCCCCCCGGUGACCGAGGACAGCGGACAGUGCUCGGCCGCGUGCGAGUCCCGGCAGCAGAGUAAACUCCUGCGCCUGCACUCCAUCCGCUCCCAGAUCCUCAGCGCGCUGCGCCUCGAGCGCGCGCCCAACCUCACCCGGGACGCGGCGCGGCAGCUCGUGCCCAGAGCCCCGCCGCUGCUCGAGCUGCUCAGCCGCUACGAGAGGCAAAACGGGAGCACGGGCGGGGAUUACGAAGAGGCGGAGGAGCGCGAGGAGGCCAGCACCGAGACCAUCAUCACCAUGGCGACGGAACCACAAAGCGUCUCUCAGGCCAACCCAACGCCGCGGUGCUGCUUGUUCUCGCUCAGCCCCAAGAUUCUGCCAGACAACAUUGUGAAGGCACAGCUGUGGAUCCACCUGCGUCUGGGCAAAGAGACGACAACUGUCUUCAUGCAGAUCUCACGAUUGCAGCCGCCCUUCUAUAGCAACCCCCGACCAAAAAUCCUCUCUCUGAAGAUCGAUACCAACGCCCAGACGAACCCGUGGCAGAGCGUCGACAUGAAGCAGCUUCUGCAGUCAUGGCUCAAGCAGCCUGAGAGUAACUUCGGCAUCGAGAUCAAAGCCUUCAACAGCCAGGGGAAAGACUUGGCCGUGACCUCUGCUGCAUUGGGAGAGGAGGGCCUCCAACCAUUUCUAGAGGUCAAAAUCACCGAGGUGCCAAAGCGUUCCAGACGAGAAUCUGGCCUCGACUGCAAUGAGCGCUCUUCGGAAUCCCGCUGCUGCCGAUACCCGCUCACCGUAGACUUCGAGGACUUCGGCUGGGACUGGAUCAUUGCGCCAAAGCGCUACAAGGCCAACUACUGCUCGGGCGAGUGUGAGCAGGUACAUCUGCAAAAGUUCCCGCACACACACCUGGUGAACAAGGCGAAUCCGCGUGGUACAGCUGGGCCCUGCUGCACACCCACCAAAAUGUCCCCCAUCAACAUGCUCUACUUCAACCACAGAGAGCAGAUCAUCUAUGGGAAGAUCCCGUCCAUGGUCGUGGAUCUCUGCGGCUGCUCCUGAGCUUUGCCCUUGUGCCGGGGUUCCAGCUUCCCGUCUCUGCCGAGAUCCAUAAAAAACGCUUCUGAUAGAAAGCAUGGCUUCAUUGGGAACAUAAAGGAAUUCUGCUAUAUCUCUGUCACAGCGUCACUGAUCUGCUCUGCAAUACAGUUAACUUUUAUCCGUUAAAAGCAACAUUUAACGUUGUGGAAUAUCUGCAAAACCAGUCAGCUCCUGUUUCUCACUUACGUAUAUUACUUACGCUAUAAACCGUCGUUCCCUCACCAGCCUCACUUUUUUCUCUCUUACGAAGUUAAUAAGAAAAAAUGCAGCUUGUCAUGUUACUGAUAAACUGCAAAAAAAAGCGUAAACUCCUCUGUUCUGAAGAUGUCAGAAAACUUAAAGUUAUAGCUUUACCUCUGACAAAGAGCUUACACUGGAGACUCCUUCCAGAAAGGUUAACGUUAAUAAAUGUUUCCUGACUUUAAGAAAACUUUACCAUAUCAGCAAUUUUUAAAAUCUGUUGAUGUAGAGCGGUCCAUUGUACAAGUCCCUGUGACUUGAACCGUUACUAUAGAAACAAUAAUGUGGUUCCCCUCCAAUAUCAGAUUUUUAGAGUUUUUGGAUUAUCCCGACUUUCUGAAUAGGAAUUCUGAGUUGAGUUGAGGGGGUAUUUUCUUCAGUUUGUUCUGUUAGAGGUUGGAAAUAUAUGAGUAUUAUAAAAGUUAGGAGUAUUAGCUGAAUGCAGCAUUAACACUUCCGCUUGGUGCCAACAUAAUACGUCAUAACAGCAGCAUUGCAACAAGAAAAAAACAUGCAAAAUCAAACAAUAGCAAAACUAACAAGACAAAAAAGCUGAAGAGUAUUCUCCACCAGAAAGUGUUUUAGAUGUGGUGCGCACAUGAAAUAACAAUGUUUAAUACAUUAAUGUGCUUGAUGCAACGUUUUUUGUUUAAGUAGAAUCUAAUGAAUUUAGGGGGUUGUAUAGUGUAUAUGGUUUAAAAACGAAUAUAAAUAAUGAGCUGUGUCUAUAAAAAUGCAAUUUAAAGCAAAUCUGAGCAAGCUAUACAAUACAACCUAAAUAUUUACAGCUAUAUCAGCGCUAUAUAUGGACAGGUGCAUCUAAAAAAAAUUAGAAUAUUGUGAAAAAGUUCAAUGUUUUCCUUCAGUUAUAGAAGAAAAUGAAAAUUUAAUAUAUUUCUAGACUCAUUACAUGUAAACUAAAAUGUUUUGAGCAUUUUUCUAUUUUAAUUUUGAUAAUUAUGGCCUGCAGCACAAAAAGUAAAAAAAAAAACCUCAAAAUAUGAGAAUAUUUCAUUUAGAGUUUGAGUGAAACAGUAUAAAAACACCAUGUAUCUCUCGGUCUUGUUCAUUCCACGCAACCACAAUCAUGGGGAAGACUGCUGAUUUGACAGUUGUCCAGAAGAUGAUCGUCAACACCCUCCACAAGGAGGGUAAGCCACAGAAGGUCAUUGCUGAAAAGGCUGGCUGGAAAAGGUGCACAAGCAACCGGGAUGAGCGCAACUUUGAGAGGAUUGUCAAGAAACGUCGAUUCAAGAACUUGGAAGAGCUUCACAAGGAGUGGACUGAGGCUGGUGUCAGUGCAUCAAGAGCCACCACACACAGACGUUCUCAGGAAAGGGGCUACAACUGUCGCAUUCCUAAUAUCAAGCCACUCCUGAACCAGAGACAAUGUCAGAAACGUCUUACCUGGGACAGAAAGACCUGGACUGUUGCUCAGUGGUCCAAAGUCCUCUUUUCAGAUGAAAGUAAGUUUUGCAUUUCAUUUGGAAAUCAAGGUCCUCGAGUCUGGAGGAAGAGAGGAGAGGCACAGAAUCCAAGGGGUUUGAAGUCCAGUGUGAAGUUUCCACAGUCUGUGAUGAUUUGGGUUGCCAUGUCAUCUGCUGGUGUUGGUCCACUGUGUUUUAUCAAGUCCAAAGUCAAUGCAGCGUCUACCAGGAGAUUUUAGAGCACUUCAUGCUUCCAUCUGCUGACAAGCUUUAUCGUCAUACCAAUUUCCUUUUCCAGCAGGACUUAACAUCUGCCCACAGUGUCAAAACUAUGACCAAAUGGUUUACUGACCAUGAUAAUACUGUGUUUGAUUGGCCAGCCGACUCACCUGACCUGAACCCCAGAGAGAAUCUAUGAGCUAUUGUCAAGCGGAAGAUGAGAAACACCCGACCAAAAAAUACAGACGAGGUGAAAGCCGCUAUCAAAGCAACCUGGGCUUCAAUAACACCUCAGCAGUGCCACAGACUGAUCACCUCCAUGCCACACCGCAUUGAUACAGUAAUUCAUGGUAAAGGAGCCCCAACCAAGAACUGAGUGUAUAAAUGAACAAUAUACUUUUCAGAAGCUGGACAUUUCUAUAUUGUAAAUCCUUUUUUGACUGAUCUUAGGAAAUAUUUUCUAAUAUUUGGAGAUACUGGAUUUCUGAUUUUCAUGGGCUAUAAGCCAUAAUCAUCAAAAUCAAAAUAAAAAAAGGCUUGAAGUAUUUCACUUUGCGUGUAAUGAAUAUAGAAUAUAUGAAGGUUUUCCUGUUUGAAUUAAAUUAAAAAAAAAAAACUUUUUCACAAUAUUUUAAUUUUUUGAGAUGCACCUGUGUGUGUGUGUGUGUGUUCAUUCACCGGCCACUUUAAUAGGAACCUGUUGAUGAGUCUAAGAUCCCUGUUCUUGGCUGCAGGAGUGGAACCCAGUGUGAUGAUCUGCUGUUUCACGCUGAGAUGCUUUUCUGCUCACCACGGUUGUAAAGAGUGAUUAUAUGAGUUACUAUGUCCUUCCUGGCAAAAAAGCUUAAACCAAUCUGUCCAUUUUCCUCUGACCCGCUCUUAUCAACAAGGCGUUUGUUUCCACCCACAGAACUGUCGCUCACUCACUCGAUGUUUUUUGUUUUCUGCACCAUUCUGUGUAAACUCUACAGACUGUUGUGUGUGAAAACCCCAGGAGAUCAGCAGUUUCUGAAAUACUCAAACCAGUCCAUGUGGCUCAAACCAACACCCAUACCACAGUGAGAGAAAGAAAGUCACACUUUGAGAUCACAAUUUUUCCCAUUCUGAUGUUUGAACAUUGCGAACAUUAACUGAAGCUCUUGAUUUGUAUCUGUGGGAUUUGACGCCUCGUGCUGCUGUCGAAGGAUCGGCUGAUUAGAGAACUGCAGAAAACAAACAGCAGGUGGACGUGUUCCUAAUAAAGUGGCCUGUGUGUGUGUGUGUAAAACAAACUUUAGUAGGUGGUCAUUCCAGUGUUAUUAAAACCAUAAGUAUAGCAUUAGCAUGGAUGUUAUUUAAACUCCGAGUUUGUGUCAGGAUUAGGAGUCAUGUUUAUGAUGAGCGAGAGUGGUUGUGUAAAGUCAGUUGUUGAUGUAACUUGAAUUGUUUUAUAACCUAAAAGCAUUCUGUCCUUUGUUAACCCGGACAAUAUGUCCCCACUGACCCUGCCUCGGGCAUGUGGAGCUGAUUACGACUCUUUAGAGAAAUAAACAAGCGGCAAGCUUAUUUCGCUCACACGCUGGAUCCUGCCGGGAUGUUACAACAGCUUGAGGACAGUGAGACUACAGGCAGAUGGUCCAGUUCUUCGCUCCAUUAAAGGCGAACUGCACCAAAAAUGUGCCAUUAGCACAGUGAGUUAAAUAACUUUAUUCGUUGUUAGCAAAUCACACAAAUACAGCUAACAAUGAAUAGAGUUAGCAAGGUCAGCAAAAUCUCAAGUGCUGACUAAUUUUUUGACGACACUGUUUAUUACUAGAAAACCAGACACCAUCAUGACCAUUCCAUUCUUUAUUAGCAGUGUUAGCAUCUUUGGGGCCGAACUAAAACAAACGAACAAACAAACAAACAAACAAACAAACAAAAACCCUCAAGAUGAAAAAAUUACAGCUAAUAGUGAAUAAAAAGUCAUGUUAGCACAGUUUGCACAAUGUCAUCUGAAUAAUGCUAAUUUAACUUGGUGAGAUUUUUUGCUGUUAGUGAAGUUAGCAUUUCAAAAGGCUGAAAACACCCAAACAUGUCUAAUAACGUGGGGGAAAAGGGUGAAGUUAGCAUAGCUAGCACAAGUUCAACUAAAUAAUGGUGAUAUGACUAUUUAUUAUUAAAAAUGUGAGCAUCUGUGAAAGAAAUGAAUCUAACACUAGCUAAUAAUGAAUAAAAGAUGAGGUAAGCACUAAUAUCCCGAUCAAAAUGGAAUAAUUUUCCUUUUCCCAAAGACUACACUCAUUAUUAGCAGUGUUAGCAUUUUUUCCCUGAAGAACUAUCCCUUUCAUUGUGGGAUUAGCACAAUUCUGAACAAGGCUAACCUCAUAUAUAGUUCAGACGCCACUGAUUAUUAGCAAAGCUAGCAUUUUGGAGGGGGGAAAAAUCUAUUCAAGAGCUGAGAGAAAGUACAUAAAGCUGAAAGUAGCACAGUUAGCUUUACCUUUAGCAUUUGUGUAGCAUUCUUCAUAUCAGAUACUUAGCAGUGAGUUAUUAAUUGUUUAUAAGCAUUUAUAAUCCAGGCUGUGUGACAUCCUGAUAUUCACUCAGUUAAAUGAGUGUUACAAAGUUCAUGUGGCCAACAGCGAUGAAAAGAGAGCUAACACAGCUCAACAAUGCUAAUUUUUAAUUCAGUCUUGUGUUAGCAUUUCUGAGAGGAAUUUGUGCUUUAAGAAGUUGAAAUGGUGGCUUGUUUCACUCAGUCUUGUUUAGUUCAGUCUGAUAAAACAUGGGGCAGAUGGUUGUGUUGGUUAUUAUGUAAAAAAAAAAAAGUUAAUUCAAACAUUAUGUAGCUAAGAAUGAAUAAAAAGUGUUAGCACAGUCAGUUCAUUGUCUGUUCAUUAUUAGCAAUGCUAGCAGCAGCUCUAAUUGUUUAAUUUGUGAUAAGGAUUUCUCCAUGAAAUGUUGCCAUUUUAGGCCAACAUGCUGGCUAAAGCCUAGGUCACAACCGGACGUACGAUUUUUUUGGCCGUGCGAUUUUUGGCGUUUCCCAAAUCGCUGCGUUUUUUUUGUUCGUGGAGAAAGACGCACGUUGGCCGUAAGUUUGUCUUGCAACCUGAAAAAAACGUAAGCGCCCGUAGAGUUUGUUUGACAUGACAAAGAACCUCUGCGGCCAGUCUACGGCUCGAAAAUCAGCACGUCACACGUGCGCCCUCCAUGUGUUUCACGCACGCCCUCCGUGCGUUUCUUGCGUUUUUUGCACGUAGACCUGCCAUAGGAGCACGUACGGCCGGUUGUGACCGAGGCUUAAGCAAAUACUCCGAGGCUUAGUUGUUUACAGGUUAAUGCGAAUAAACAUGCUUAAAAAAAAAGUUAGCACAGUUACUCUAUUAACAUCUCUCAAUCUGAUCUCAUUGAGAAAUUUGAACACGUUUGAAUGAAUGCUGGUAACAUGAUUGGAUUUUGUUGCAUUAAUGUUUCCUAACUUUUUAUUCGUCAUGCAAAUUGUUACGUUUCAUAUGUUAGUCCAUCGUAAACCAGUUGCUUUUCGAAAUCUGGACCUCUCCUCUCAUCUCUAGCCACUUUAUCCUGUUCUACAGGGUCGCAGGCAAGCUGGAGCCUAUCCCAGCUGACUACGGGCGAAAGGCGGGGUACAC
Molecule: messenger RNA, 6818 nt
Organism: Neoarius graeffei (lesser salmon catfish)
Lineage: Eukaryota; Metazoa; Chordata; Actinopteri; Siluriformes; Ariidae
Gene: mstna
Product: myostatin a
Exons: 3
Coding region: 158-1279 (373 amino acids)
Biological process (GO): SMAD protein signal transduction
Cellular component (GO): extracellular region
Molecular function (GO): growth factor activity; cytokine activity
Source: RefSeq, a predicted model, not a curated record